Molecule: messenger RNA, 963 nt
Organism: Alternaria arborescens
Lineage: Eukaryota; Fungi; Ascomycota; Dothideomycetes; Pleosporales; Pleosporaceae
Exons: 4
Coding region: 1-963 (320 amino acids)
Molecular function (GO): protein binding
Source: RefSeq, a predicted model, not a curated record
AUGGAUUUCCUCAAGAAGAAGAUGAAGGAGCUCAUGGAUGAUGACGAUAAGAAGCCAGCCGAUUCUCAUGGCGCUCCAGGCGGUGCUGGUCCUGGUGACCGCGCACUCUCUGAUGGCUACUACGGACAAAGUGGACACGGCGGCCCACCCCAAGAUCAAGGUUACCCGCCCCAGGGCCAUGGUUAUCCGCCUCAGGGUCCUCCUCAAGGGUACCCACCCCAAGGACAAGGUUACCCACCUCAAGGCUAUGGGCAACAACAACCAUAUGGUGGCCCUCCUACGCCCGUAGGCCCACCUGCGCCUUACGGAGCGCCUCCACCAAUGCCGCCAGGCUGGACACAGCAAUGGGACCAGAACAGCCAGCGCUGGUUCUACAUUGAACAAGCCACUGGUCGCACACAGUGGGAUCCUCCUUCGCAUCUGCCACCUGGCCCAUAUGCUCCUCCUCCCGCAGGCGCACCUUACAUGCCACCCGGUGGUCACGAUGAACGUGGCCUUUUCGGAAACACCCAUGGCCACCAGGGACACGACUACACGCCAUCUGGAGCAGCCACCAACGAGGCCGAAAAGAAGAAGAGCGGCCACUCUACUGCCAUGCUCGCUGCCGCUGGUGUCGGCGGUAUUGCAGCCGGUGCCUUUAUUGGCCAUCAACUCGCUGACGACAGCGACGAUGAGAGCAAGCAACAGUCGUAUGCUCCUCCACCUGCGGCUCCUGCUGCGGCUGCAGGUGGCUACGGCGCUGACCCUGGUUACGGAGCGGAUCCUGCUUAUGGUGCUCCUCCUCCAUCGGAUCCUUAUGAGAACCACCCGGCCUUUGAAGAACCUCCCCCAGUCCCAACCCAUGACGAGGACGGUUCCUCCAUCUCAAGUAGCGAUCGGGAGUCUAUGGAGGAGAAGCGCCAGGAACUCAUCGAAGCGCAGGAGGCUUAUCAAGAAGAACUUGAAGAGAACUACGAGGACUAA